AUGUCCGGAAUCCCAUCGCUUCCCAAAACUUUCGAUGACCUUCCUGACAGGCGCCGGUAUUGGCCUGCGCGUGCUGGCUCAGAAGAAGAGGGCCUCGGCAUGUUGCGCAUCCUAACGCCAGAGAUCGUCGCAGAGGCCGCACGAACGCAGAUCCAGACUGGCGAACGAGUGUGUCUAAACUGGGACAUUGAGAAUUUGAACCCACCAGGAUUCGGUCGCAAGCCCUUUGAGCACCGCAUCAAAUGGGUCGCCGAGGGCGUUGCAUUCGACGAUGAAUACCACUUUAACCCUCAACAAUCCUCGCAGUGGGACGGCUUCAGACAUCAUGCAAAUAAAGACGGUGUCUUUUACGGAGGCACGACGGCCGAAGAAAUCAAAGACACGCAAUCUCCUCGCAUUGGAAUUGGAUACUGGGCGAAGAAGGGCAUUGCAGGUCGUGGUGUAUUAAUCGACUACGUCUCCUACGCCCAGAAGAAAGGCAUUCCUCUCAACGCGCUCACACGACAAAUGAUCUCCCUAGACGAGGUUCAAGAAAUUGCAAAAGAGUGCAACAUUACCUUUCAGAAGGGAGAUAUAUUCUUCCUUCGCGUUGGUCUGCCAGGAACAUGGGCAGCAAUGUCCGCACAGGAACGCAAGGCGUACAGCGAGCAACCAACGCCACAGCACGCCGGAAUCGAGCAGAGUGAGCGCGUGCUGCGCUUCAUAUGGGAUAACCACUUUGCGGCCGUUGCGUCUGAUGCAGUGAGCUUCGAGGUUUUCCCGGCAAUCAAUGAGGAGUAUGAUCUGCACCAUCACCUGCUAGCGGGGUGGGGAGUGCCGAUUGGGGAAAUGUUUGAUUUGGAUGAGUUGGCGGCUACUUGUGAGAGGUUGGGUCGUUGGAGCUUCUUUAUUUCGAGUAGUCCGUUGAAUUGCGCACGGGGUGUGUCUAGUACGCCUAAUUGUAUGGCUAUUUUCUAG
Molecule: messenger RNA, 957 nt
Organism: Penicillium daleae
Lineage: Eukaryota; Fungi; Ascomycota; Eurotiomycetes; Eurotiales; Aspergillaceae
Exons: 1
Coding region: 1-957 (318 amino acids)
Molecular function (GO): arylformamidase activity
Source: RefSeq, a predicted model, not a curated record